AUGGACCCGAGUGUUUACGGCCUACUGCGGAGUGGGAGCGAAACCCCACUCGCCGACCGGUCUCGGGCAGGAAAAGAAGUUGUGGGGAAAUCUGGCGGAAGAGCGGCGGCGGGGCCGGCACAGCGUCCAGCCGCGGGAGGCCGGCGAUCGCGCCGGCGACGCGGCCGCCCCCGGGGUGCCGGGCGGGCGGCCCGGGAGGCCCGGCGACCUGGGAGCCGCCUGGGAGCAAGGGGCCAGGCAGGCCGCGGCGGGGCGCCCCCCCGGGGGCCCGGUUACCUGGCGGCGGCGGCUCCUCCUCCAGCUCCUGCUCCUCCUUCCCGUCCGACGGGCGCUCGGCGGCGGCGGCGGCGGCGGCGGCGGCGGCGGCGGCAGCGACUCCCCGCGCAGCCCGCGGCGAUGAGUCGAGCCCGGCCCCUCUCCGCCUCCCUCCUCGCCGCCGCCCGCCCCGCUGCUGCCGCCUCCGCCCUCUCUCCUCAGUCAGGACAUGGUCUCCGCGGGCCUGCGCGCGGCUCCCGGCUGCCGGAGGCGGGGGGAGAGGAGCAGAAAGGGGACGCUGAGGCUUGGGAGCCCCGGGGGGCGGGGGCAGCGAGGUACUGGGGGCGGCCGCGGGCGCUGCGGACCCCUAAUGGCGGCGGCCGAGGGACCCGGAGCCAAAUAAACCCCGCGGCGAACGGCACAACGUCAAGGGCAGACCCCGCCGCUCGCCGCUCUGUCAUUGGCCCUGAGGCCGCCGGCUGCGCAGCCAAUGGGCGGCCGCCUCUUUCCGGGCGUAGGGGCGGGUCGAGACUGGGUGACGUCAGCCGGCACGUUGCCCCGAUUGUGAGUCGGCGGCCUGCUCCCCUCCGCGGCCACCUACGGUCCUAAGGGUGCCGGACCACGGCGGGGUGCCCAUCGCUUGGGGUCGUGGACUGACGGCGGCCCAGAGGGCGUCCUCGGGCGGUGUCUGGAUAUGCGCUUUGCCUCUUCUCUGCGACAGAUGCGCCAAGUCAACCCCCAGGCCUCAGGUCUCCUAAGUGAUCUACGUUUAACUCAGAUGCUGCUUUACUUUUUCUUAAGGAGUUUGAAGCUCUUGAUUCCAGGGAAGACAACGGUCUAGGAGCAGUGGCUCAUGCCUGUAAUCCCAGAACUUUGGAAG
This is a messenger RNA of Sapajus apella (tufted capuchin), 1135 nucleotides long. Its product is annotated as translation initiation factor IF-2-like. Bases 1 to 864 code for a protein of 287 amino acids. NCBI's taxonomy places the organism in Eukaryota, Metazoa, Chordata, Mammalia, Primates, Cebidae. The transcript is spliced from 3 exons. The record is from RefSeq and is a predicted model, not a curated record.